Puma concolor (puma) is the source of this 1884-nucleotide messenger RNA. The record is from RefSeq and is a predicted model, not a curated record. NCBI's taxonomy places the organism in Eukaryota, Metazoa, Chordata, Mammalia, Carnivora, Felidae.
UUCCCUCCUUUGCCCUCCCCUCUUCUUUCUCCCUCUCAGAACCUUCCUGCAGCUGCGUUCGGACCUCGCUGCUCUAGGCUCCGGGACACGUCCCAUCCUUCCAGCCUGCGACUAGCAGUAUAGAAAAAAAAAUUCCAUAUCAUUUUCUUGCCCCCUACACAUCUUGAGGCGAGCAAAAAAUUUAAAAUAAAUUUUAACAAUGAGGGAAAUCGUGCACAUCCAGGCCGGUCAGUGUGGCAACCAGAUCGGUGCCAAGUUCUGGGAGGUAAUCAGUGAUGAACAUGGCAUUGACCCCACCGGUACCUACCACGGUGACAGCGACCUGCAGCUGGACCGCAUCUCCGUGUACUAUAAUGAAGCUACGGGUGGCAAAUAUGUUCCUCGUGCUAUCUUGGUGGAUCUAGAACCAGGGACCAUGGACUCUGUUCGCUCAGGUCCUUUUGGGCAGAUAUUCAGACCAGACAACUUUGUUUUCGGUCAGUCUGGGGCAGGCAACAACUGGGCCAAGGGCCACUACACAGAGGGGGCUGAGCUGGUUGACUCAGUCUUGGAUGUGGUACGGAAGGAGGCCGAGAGCUGUGACUGCCUGCAGGGCUUCCAGCUGACCCACUCACUGGGUGGGGGCACAGGCUCUGGAAUGGGCACCUUGCUCAUCAGCAAGAUCCGAGAAGAAUAUCCUGACCGCAUCAUGAACACCUUCAGUGUGGUACCUUCACCCAAAGUGUCUGACACUGUGGUUGAGCCCUACAAUGCCACCCUCUCCGUCCAUCAGUUGGUAGAGAACACAGAUGAGACCUACUGCAUUGACAACGAGGCCCUUUAUGACAUCUUCACCUUCAUCGGCAACAGCACGGCCAUCCAGGAGCUCUUCAAGCGCAUCUCAGAGCAAUUCACGGCCAUGUUCCGGCGCAAGGCCUUUCUCCACUGGUACACAGGUGAGGGCAUGGACGAGAUGGAGUUCACUGAAGCUGAGAGCAACAUGAACGACCUUGUCUCCGAGUACCAGCAGUACCAGGAUGCCACCGCAGAAGAAGAAGAGGAUUUUGGCGAGGAGGCUGAAGAGGAGGCCUAAGAGCAUCAUCACCGUAGCCUUCUCUGUUCCCUCAGCCUUCUUCCUCAACUGCCCCUGUCCUCUCCCUCAGAAUUUGCAUUUUCUGCCUCCAUCUUGUUUUUUGUUUUUCCUUUUUUGGAGGGGGGUUCCUAGAACAGUGCCUGGCACAUAAUAGGCGCUCAAUAAAUAUUUGUUGUUUGUUGAAUGUCUCCUCUCUUCCACUUUGGGAAAACCUAGAUUUCUGCCAUUCUGGGUAACCUGGUAUUCCCCUUAGGUAUACAUUUCUCUCAUCUGUCCAGUUGAUAUUUCCCUUUGUUUAAGAAGCUGGAAUUCAUUAGAUCUCAUUUAGAACCAUAUGCUGAAAACCCAGUAGAUGGCCACUAUCCUAAGCCCAUGUGGUAGCCCAAGGGAAAGGAAACCAACCCACCUCAUAACAGGUAGAGGUACCUAUAAGGGUUAGGGUUUUCUAUUCCAGAGCGGUUUUGGGGAAGGCUAUACAGGCUAUUGAAGUCCUGAUUUCCGGGAAUUUCCCUGUUAUUUCUCAGCUUUAGGGAAGGUGUUAACAGUAUUAUCUCCAUUUUUAGUCUCCUUCCAAGCUCUGUCCUGUUUCCUUUGUAGGGUUCUGCCCACUCUGUUGAGUGGGAUCCUUCCCUCUUCUAUGCAACCUCUUUCACAUGUUGGAUUCCUUUUCCCAUGGUUGGAGAAGGCCAAAAGGGGGAAGAGGGACUGACUUUGGUCCCUAAAGCCUCCAGAAAGGCCCUCCCCAUCUCCACUUUUUCUUACAAACCUAGCCCUGCCAUGUAUAAGGUGUGUAUUGCCACCUAAAUACUUGA